AUGGAUUCUGAUACUCACAGCGAGAAAAGGGUCGCGGACAACUCCGUCGAAAACAUUUUGCAACAGCGCAAAGAUGCCGGUGUUCGCAAUAUCGAGGUGUACGCCGAGCAAUACAGUCACAUCGGCUACAGAGUAACGUUGUUUUUCUCUAUUUUCCUGGUCGCUUACGCAUACGGUCUGGACGGUAUGCUUAGAUACACAUUCCAGUCUUACGCUACUUCGUCGUAUGCCGAACACUCUCUGCUGUCCACUGUGAACUGUAUCAAGGCUGUGGUUGCCGCUGCUGGUCAAUUUUGGUUUGCCCGUGCUUCGGACAUCUUCGGAAGAAUCGAAAUUUUGGCCAUCUCUGUCGUCUUUUACAUUGUGGGAACAAUCAUCGAGUCCCAGGCAUACGAUGUUUCGAAAUUUGCUGCGGGUGCCAUCUUCUACCAAUUAGGGUACACUGGUAUUGUGUUGAUCCUUGAAGUUGUGGCUUCGGAUUUCUCAAACCUGAACUGGAGACUUGUGGCCACUUUUGUCCCCGCUCUACCCUUCAUUAUCAACACUUGGAUCUCGGGAAACAUCCUAGAGGAUCUUGACGAUGGGUUGAGAUGGAGUUGGGGUAUCGGCAUGUGGGCGUUCAUUCUACCUUUGACCGCUAUCCCUCUAUUCUGCUGUCUCUUCCACAUGCGUUACCUGGCCAAGAAGAACGCCCCGGAGAAGCUACAGACCGAGGUUGGGCUAUACAAAGACCUGAAAUGGACUGAUUAUAUCAUUGAGAUUUUUUUCUGGAGGUUGGACAUUUUGGGUCUAAUCUUGUUGUGUGCUGUUUUUGGAUGUAUUUUGAUUCCUUUCACCUUGGCACAAGGCCUAAAAGAUCAAUGGAAGACUGCUCACAUCAUUGUACCCGAGGUUAUCGGUUGGGUGGUUGCUAUUCCUGCCUUCCUUGUUUGGGAACUCAAGUUUGCUAAACAUCCCUUGGCUCCUUGGUACUUGGUCAAAGACAGAGGUGUUUACUCUGCCUUAUUUGUUGCCUUCCACGUUAAUUUUGUGUGGUACAUGCAAGGUGAUUACAUGUACGCGGUUUUGCUGGUUGCUGUGAAUGAGAGUGUUAAGUCUGCCACCAGAAUUACCUCUCUUUACUCAUUCGUCUCCGUCAUCACUGGUUUCCUAUUAGGCUUCGUGGUUGUAUUCGUGAGAAGAACCAAGAAGUUUAUUCUAUUUGGUAUCGGAUGCUGGUUUGUUGCCUUUGGUUUGCUAGUACACUACCGUGGUGACUCUACCUCGCACUCAGGUAUCAUCGGUUCUUUGUGUUUGCUUGGUUUUGGUGCUGGUUUCUUUACUUAUACUACCCAAGUAUCCAUCCAGGCUUCUGCCAAGACCCACCAGGACCUGGCUGUUAUUACUGCAUCUUACUUGGCUACCUACAAUAUUGGUUCGGCCGUCGGUGCUGCUGUUUCCGGUGCCAUAUGGACCAAUAUCUUGCCAAGAGAGCUCCGCAAGAGAAUCAGUGACAGUGAAAUUGUUGCUGCCGCCUAUUCUUCUCCUUACACGUUUAUCUAUGAAUACACAUGGGGUACCACUGAGAGGAUAGCUGUCGUGAGAUCCUACCAAGUUGUUCAGAAAAUUCUAUGCAUUGUUGGCCUAUGUUUCUGUGUCACCUUGCUAGCGUCUGCUUUCUUGUUGAGAGACUACAAACUAGAGAGCGCUGUCGCUCUUGAAGACGUGCAGUCGAGCCAUACUAGUGAAUCCGAGACGACGAACGCUUCCGUGGACGAAGAAGCUGUCGUUGAAAAAAGCAACUAG
This is a messenger RNA of Lachancea dasiensis, 1785 nucleotides long. Lineage: Eukaryota; Fungi; Ascomycota; Saccharomycetes; Saccharomycetales; Saccharomycetaceae. The record is from the annotation of a GenBank genome assembly.